Molecule: messenger RNA, 1405 nt
Organism: Salvia miltiorrhiza (redroot sage)
Lineage: Eukaryota; Viridiplantae; Streptophyta; Magnoliopsida; Lamiales; Lamiaceae
Product: mitotic checkpoint serine/threonine-protein kinase BUB1-like
Exons: 12
Coding region: 1-1179 (392 amino acids)
Biological process (GO): mitotic spindle assembly checkpoint signaling; meiotic sister chromatid cohesion, centromeric; protein phosphorylation
Molecular function (GO): ATP binding; protein kinase activity
Source: RefSeq, a predicted model, not a curated record
AUGGUACAAUGUUGGGUGGCUGAUUUGAGCCCUUUGUGUACUAUGGUAUGGCUGGAGUAUGGGGUAGCUCAGCUGGUGUCUGGUUAUUUCGGAGAAGAACAGGAAAGAGAUCUCCAAGUACAGGCUAUUUUGGACAAGCAAAGCUAUAGUGGUUAUGGAAACGAGUGGUGCUGGAAAAUGUUCUUUCUGAUUUUAUGGAUUAUGUUCGUGAUCUGCUGCAACAAAAAUGCAAUGGAUGGUAGCUCAGAUUAUGAAAGAGUUUUUAAGGAAAUAGAGGAGCACAGGAUUUGCAUACGCAAAGCGCUGCUUUAUGAAUCAUUUGCUUUGUUUCUGGAAGUAAAAGGCAGACUGAUAGAUGCUUGUAUGAUUUAUCAUCUUGGCAUCUCAAGAAAUGCUGAGCCACUGGGGAGACUAAAAAAAGCUCAGGUUCUAUUUCUCGAGAGAAUGUCUGAAAGAGUAACUAAUGGAUCAUUUCAAAAGAUGAAAAAUGACAUUUCUGUAGAGGACGGAGAGAAUUUUAUUAAUCCAUGGUCUGUCUCAACCCUCAAAAAUCUACUGCAAAAGAUGAAUUCUAAAGUUGUGGAAUAUGAGGGAUACCAUUCAAGUAAUAAAGCAUAUCCUGGAAAAGUGGCGUUAUCCUCCUUGCAGAAAUCAGCUAAAAAUAAAGACAUCACUAUAGGUAGAGAGAAUUAUCAGAUCAGAGGUCGUGCAGGUCAGGGUGGGUUUGCUCAGGUGUUCAAAGCAUAUGUUGACGGCCAACCUGAUGAUGUCGUUGCCCGUAAGAUUCAAAAGCCUCCAUUUCCUUGGGAGUUUUAUAUGUACCGCCAACUCGACAUUAGGAUUCCUGAAAAAGAAAAGAGUUUUGGCUUUGCUCACAGAUUGCACCUCUAUUCUGACUACAGUGUCAUAGUCUCUGAUUAUUUUGCUCAUGGGACUCUACAGGAUGCCAUGAACUGUAAUGUGGUUACAAGUGGAUCUAUGGACGAAGUAUUAUGUAUCUAUUACACCAUUGAGAUGCUUCAAAUCCUAGAGACUCUGCAUGGUGCUGCAAUGAUCCAUGGCGACUUCAAACCCGAUAAUUUGCUCAUACGAUAUUCUAGGUUGACAGCAUACUUGGCGCCCGUGGCGAUGCUUUUGAGCAUGAGGCAACUAGAAGAAUGCGUAAUGAAUUUAUGGUAGCUUGGGAUGGCUUGAGGUCAAAAGACAACCGGAGAAUCAUAGCAGGUUGAUUAACUAGUUCUUGAGGACUUGGUGCUAGAAACAUUGUAUGAUAGAUUUUUGUUUUAGCUAUAAGGUAGUUGGUAUUUUCAAUUUUGAAUCGGAAUAUGCAAUGAUGAUGUAUACUUGAUAUUUGGUUCAUUUGUAUAAUAAUGUAUGAAUAUUUUGGAUGAUAUAUAAUAUUGUU